AUGUCUUUCUUAUUCAUAGAUAACAGUGCGUUCAUUGACCGCGCAACAAGAAAGCGAAUUCGCACCCACGCCGCGACAGGGAAGAAUGCCAACAGGACUCUAACGCGGUCAUCCAAGAGCAAAGGCAACAACGUGACUCCAUUUCGCGUUCCUGAAGCUAUUAGGAGAGAACAGAGAAAUGAGACAGCUAAUGGGGAGGUCGCCCGGCCAGUUACUGAUGGACUGGUGUUUCCGAUACCCGUGCCGGAGACAUCCAAGGGCUUAGUUCGAGAAGCACUGUUUUUCUUCAGCGGUAUACGAUACAAUCCUGAGCUUGAUGGCGCCUUGGAGAACCCCGACCACAUGGGGUCCGUCUGGGUGCGGUAUUUCUUUAUCGACGAGGCUUACUUCCACUGCUCUGUAGCCACAUCGAUCCUGUGCUCUCAGAACCUUGUCCGUGAGACGACCCAAGGAAUGCGCCAUAUUGCACGCACCUACCGCAUCGUCCAAAAAAGACUCAUGAGCCAGGAGGAGGCGACGUCGGAUAUGACUAUGGCGAUACUUGUGGCCAUGUCCCAGUAUGAGCGGUUGCAGGGUCAGUAUGCGCGGGGUUAUGUCCAUCUCCAGGGCCUCCGGCGGAUGGUUGAGUUACGUGGGGGCAUCAAGCAGUUUGAUAGUGAUAAUUGUGGGGUUAUUCAGAAAGUCCUAAGGGAUUCGCUAAUGAUACAGGGGCGAUUUGGAAUUCGCUUUACAACUUGGUUCAAGGACUUUGUUUGGCGUUGA
This is a messenger RNA of Aspergillus mulundensis, 762 nucleotides long. RefSeq lists its product as uncharacterized. The coding region runs from base 1 to 762 and encodes 253 amino acids. The record is from RefSeq and is a predicted model, not a curated record. NCBI's taxonomy places the organism in Eukaryota, Fungi, Ascomycota, Eurotiomycetes, Eurotiales, Aspergillaceae. The transcript is spliced from 4 exons.